AUGAAUUUUGCAAAAUUCAAGAUCCCUUUGCGGAAUGCUGAUCAAGCCAUCCAUGCUAUGCGUAAUAGGAAAGGUAGAACUAAAAGGAAACCUUGCAUUAAGUUGGAGCCAUUGGAUCACAAAUACAUGUAUGUGAAUUCGUGUAAUGGCUUGCUUUUCUUGGCUGAAACAUUCUACAACGACCCUCUUGUUGUGUGCAAUCCAAUAACGGGUGAAUUUAUACAACUUCCUGAAGCUUCCAAGGAUGAGAGUCGAGAGAGAUUAUCUAUACGCUGUGCAUUAGGUUACAGUCCGAAGACUAACCAAUAUAAGGUGUUGAGAGUCUUUAGUCAAGGAACACCCAAUCUAGUUCGGAUGGUUGAGUUGUACACACUUGGGCAGAGUUCAUGGAAAUCUCUUGGUACUGCUCCCACGUCAGCAGCAUAUAUGCUAUUGACAUUGCCUACCUAUCUGAAUGGAGAGCUUUAUUGGUUUUACUAUGAGAGUUCAUAUGAGAUAGCGUCUUUUGACUUUGACAAUGAGCAAUUUCACUCAGUUCCAACACCUCCUUUUGAACUGGAGGAAUGUCAGCAUGUGAGCUUGGGACUUUUGGGAGGUUCUCUUUGUGUAUGCUAUGCUCAUGAGAAUUGUAUCAAUGUGUGGGUAAUGGAAGAUUACAGUACACAAAAAUCUUGGACCAAUAGAUUUUCUAUUAAGACUGAUGAUGGUGUGUGGUGGCCAAAAGGUUUAUAUGAACCAAUGAGAUACUUAAAGAAUGGGGGUUUGUUGAUGUUUAACCAUUCUACUGUCACUUUGAUUUACUAUCACCCAGGAAACUACAGAUCGUUAAUUUAUCUUAAGCUUCGUGGGUUUAGUCCAUAUUUUGAAGCAAUUAGUCAUGUUCCAAGCUUCAUUUCUCUCAAGGACAUUUUGAUGGGCAAUGAUGUAGAAGUACUGAAUAUAAAUUCAAGGUGUGCAGAGUGCAAGCUUCCCGGCGAGACUAGAGGUCUUGAUUUGGUGAAUUUGGAUGCAGACGUGGCAUCAGAUGAUCGUUCUUUCAAGGAAUUUAGAAUGAAACAGGGAUUCUACCGGUGGCAAUAA
Messenger RNA from Prunus armeniaca (apricot), 1080 nucleotides. NCBI's taxonomy places the organism in Eukaryota, Viridiplantae, Streptophyta, Magnoliopsida, Rosales, Rosaceae. The record is from the annotation of a GenBank genome assembly.